CAGAUUCCAAUGCUCACCCGACUCACGCCGGCCAAACCAGGCACAAGAAGGGCGCCUGCCCGGGAAGCAGUGUUUAGAGACCGACAUCACCGCCGGCUCGACUCGGAGACGAUUCGGAGGGGUGGCAAAAGAGGAUGGUUAGCCUGGAGGGUUCUGCAUUAGAUGAAGAAAGGAUGGACCGCCACGGGUUGAGUGAUACUGGAGGGCUUUCUUGUGUGGGUGGCGUAUCGUUGCUCGCACCGGGAACUGCCUUCUCUACUGAUUUUAGUAUUCUUCAGGAGCUCCGCACAGAGAAGUUAUUUCGAGAAUAUUUGGAGUACCGUGAGGAUUCAUUCAAGUGGGCGGCAGAAGAACUGGUUGCAUCAUGCAAUUCACCUGUUGAUUUGUUUCUCCAGACUGUGCCUGAUGAGAGGCUUUUUCAAGAGCACUUUUUCAAUUUUGUGUCGUUACGUGAACAGUAUUCUGUGGUUGUUGAUGAUGCUGAUGGAAGUAAAGAAAGUUUGGCUGAUGAUGGAUCACCACGUUUCUCGACUGAGGCUGAGAUCAAACUUAUCCGCCGUAAGAAUCACAAAGAUUCUCUUAUGAAAAGAUUGCAUGGUGUUCGAAGAUAUUAUGCAUACUGCAAAGCCCUUCUGCAACUUGAUUUUAUCAAGUGGAAUAGUAAUCCUGAAGAAGUUUUAAAACGGAUCAAAGAGUCAACUAGAUGGUCUGAUGUGCUGAAUGAUUAUGAGCUACAACGUGGUCUAGAGGGUCAUAUGAAAUUUUUAAGGAUGCAUGUGAGUAAAUUGGACAAAACUUCCACAAGCAGCAGCAUGACUGAGUUUGAUAAGGUAGCUUUGGAGGAGGACAUCAACUCUCGUAUGAGUUCAGAAUUAGAGAAGCAUCUACAAUUCCCUGACGAGUUGCUCAUGCGAGAAUAUUUCAAUCGUGUGAAAAUAAGGAACCUUGCCAGGGAGUGUUGUAUUCAAGCAAAGAAGACUGGAGUCAUUCUUGUCGAAGAGUUUCUACCCGUACGAAAUUUGGAAGAACAGAUGUUACCCAAAAGCUGGCCCCAGAAUUUUGGACAACAGCUGUUACCCAGAAAUUUGCCCCAGAUGAAAAAGAGAGUUAAGCAGUCACUUGACUCAACCAGGGCUUACCUGCAUCCACAGGGCGCUACUCGUGCUAGGGCUUUGAAGUAUGUGGUUGGUGCAGUUUCUCUUGCUUGUAUCAUCAUGGCUGGCCAACGCGAGAGUAAGUAAGACUGUCAACUGCAUCCAUGGUUGGCCUUUGCCCGCAAAAAAAAAAAAAAAACAUGGUUGGCCUUUGGAUACAGUAAUUUGUGUAUAAAUAAUGUUGUACUCGUGUUUGAAGCAUGUUUGUCCUACUAUGCAUUACGGAUGAUAUUUAACAUGUGGUAUUUGUUCA
Triticum dicoccoides is the source of this 1407-nucleotide messenger RNA. RefSeq lists its product as uncharacterized. The transcript has 10 exons. Lineage: Eukaryota; Viridiplantae; Streptophyta; Magnoliopsida; Poales; Poaceae. The record is from RefSeq and is a predicted model, not a curated record. The coding region runs from base 135 to 1241 and encodes 368 amino acids.